AGUAUGUACGUUGCUGGCCUGCAUGCUAACGACAGAUCUAACUUUUCAUUCGAAUACCGAUCCUAAGUACUCAUAGGGUAGAGUAAGCACAUGAAUCAGCAAUAGUGACAACUAAAACUUGUUCCUAAUCUGUCCUUUGUGUCCCUUAGACGAAUGUUAGCGCUCAUCCUUGUUUCACAACCGCAAAUGCUAAAUUGCAUCUCAAUAGCUAGACGAGGAUUGGAAGCAGAUCGUUGACAAUGGCAUGGGAGUCUCUAUCCUGUCGUCGCUCAAGUCCAAAGGCCUGCUUAAUGCAGAUAUUCCUGAAUCUGCAAAGCUAUGUGAAGUUUGUCAAACAUUCACAAACAAUGUUUGGAGACCAAGCUUCAACAUUUCCUACACCAUGGAGCAUCUUAAAGACAAUUCUCGUUCCGACACAUGUGAUUUAUGCAACGUGUUAUGGAAACUUACCCAGAAAGCUGGAAACACAAGUACUCUUUACCAUCUUUCCCGGGAGCGAUCGACUAUCCUUUUGAAUGGUUACACACCAGUCGCGACUUUGUUUCGAAGUGCUGAUCUGAAAACUGGAAUCGACAGUCAGAUACAAGUCGGCCUACCUACUAUGCCCUCAGCUGGCAGCACCGCAUACCUGGACAUUAUCCGGCAAUGGCUUUUGACAUGUGAUGAUUCGCAUAGAAUGUGCCUCCGAGACUCGAACAGAUUCAGCAGCACAGGCACAAGCAAGAGGCUGCCGACUAGAGUCAUUGCUGUUGGCAAGAAUGGCGACGAAAAAGUCCAUCUCAUUGAAACUAACUACCGGAACGAGGGAGAUUGGGUAGCACUGUCUCACCAGUGGGGCACAGGCACUCAAUUCCGUACUCUUAGAUCAAAUAUCGACGCCCAUCGCGCCGGUAUCAGCAUGGACGAGCUCCCGGCGACCUUUAGGGACUCUGUCAUCGUGACACGAGCCCUCGGUUGUCCCUACCUAUGGAUAGAUUCUAUAUGCAUUGUCCAGGGUCCUGAUGGGGACUUUAGCCAGGAAGCAAAACGAAUGGAACAGGUUUACAGUGGCUCAUAUUGCGUGCUUGCUGCAAGCCGCUCUCCUGGUCACUCGACAGGCUUUCUAGGGCCGCGGAAGGAAGCCUUGAGUAUUACACUACGCCGAGAAGGCUCGCAGGCAUUCUAUCUUCGCGAGGACAUCGAUGACUUCCAGUCCCAUGUCUUGGAAGGGUCUCUAAACGGACGAGGUUGGGUCUUGCAAGAGCAUGCGCUUGCACGCCGAACGAUUUACUUUACCGAAUAUCAGACCUACUUUGAAUGUGGCGAUGGUGUCCAUUGCGAGUCUAUGUGCAAGAUGUACAGCCAACGAGCGACCUUCUUGGGCGACCCGAACUUCCCCCGAUUGAUGAUGGAAGCCGACAAAGGUGCCAAGAUCCUUGGGUACCAAGAUCUCUACAAGCUAUACUCUGGGCUUGCUCUAACGCGCCCAUCUGACCGACCAUGGGCCAUCAACGGUCUUCAAGAACGAAUUGUCUCGGCGCUGAAAAUACAAGGACAAUUUGGUGUUUUCUUCGAAGAUCAGCCGGGAGGUCGUCGUCGUGGUCUCUUUCGCCGGAGUCUACUCUGGUGUCGUUCCAAAACAGUCACAUCCCUCGAUCGCAUCUCAUUCGCAUCCGGUCCCAGUGAUCUCAUGGUUCCCUCGUGGUCGUGGAUGGCAUAUAGUGGCCGCAUCGAUUACAUCCCGGUUGAGUUCGGCGGCACUGAAUGGGAGCCUCUUCAAAGCCAAUGGGACUCUGGUGACAAAAGAACUGAUAGCGGUGUCCUGGUAGGCCUAGCGAGAGACUACGAUGUUGGAGAUACGGACUCAACGCUUGUUUUUGACUCACCUCCGAAUUUCAAGAAGGCAGGGACCCUGUGUAUUGUGCUUGGAAAGCAGAAAGGGUAUAUGCCUGAUUCUGAGAAAGUCCAUUAUGCGUUGGUGGUGCAACCGAAGCCGCUUGCAAGCGAAAAUCAGAGGUCAUCUUAUGAGCGAGUAGGUGCUGGUACCUUACUCGGGAAAUGUAUUAAGUGGAACAAAAAGGAAGUUUAUCUUUAUUAGUCCCCUUAUCUCGUCUUUGCAAACAGAAAUAAAUUGAAGGACAUAAGAAGCGGAC
Molecule: messenger RNA, 2132 nt
Organism: Fusarium verticillioides 7600
Lineage: Eukaryota; Fungi; Ascomycota; Sordariomycetes; Hypocreales; Nectriaceae
Exons: 5
Coding region: 245-2077 (610 amino acids)
Source: RefSeq, a predicted model, not a curated record